Molecule: messenger RNA, 687 nt
Organism: Recurvomyces mirabilis
Lineage: Eukaryota; Fungi; Ascomycota; Dothideomycetes; Mycosphaerellales; Teratosphaeriaceae
Exons: 2
Coding region: 1-687 (228 amino acids)
Source: RefSeq, a predicted model, not a curated record
AUGGCACCCAAAGGGAAGGACUACGAUACCGACUGGAUCUGGUCCAGCACCAGCAACAUCCACGUCGCCAAUCAUCGAGACUGGUUCUCCACGUUCACUCCUCUUGCCUCGACCAUCUCGAGGGGCAGUGAGUCACACGUUAUCGAAGGCAUAGGUGAAGUCAGUCUCGAUGUUCGCCUCCUGUUAGGUGCAGCAGCCAAAGCUGCGAAGAACAAGGCAAUGGUCAACUCCACGAUUGUCCUCCGCAAUGUUCUCUACGUUCCCACGUUCAGGUGCAACGUGCUUGGAGAGCCAGUGAUAGAGGACUAUAGCGUCUCGAUCGGUGUGAACAAGUUGUUGAUGGACAAGAAUACCGGCAGAGGACUGGGACUGUUGGAGAGGAAUGAAGCUGGGUUGACAAAGGUAAUAUUGAAAGGCCAAGCGAAGGGGCAGAGCAGCUUCAAGAAGGAAGACGUCAGUGAGGUGAGUGUGAAGUGGUCUGAUGAAGAGAAAAAGAAGUGGAUAGAACAGACCGUCCAGCAGGGACAUAGGGGAGGCAUCCAUAUUCAGAUCAACGCACACCAUCACCGUAUCUGUGCAUCGCCGUUUCUGGCUGGCGUAGAGACCACCGUGGCAUUGAAGGCUAUCGGCACGGUUGACUGGGUGGUCUGCAUGACAGCUUUACUUCACACGCCCAGGACUCACUGA